This is a messenger RNA of Cucumis sativus (cucumber), 1006 nucleotides long. RefSeq lists its product as uncharacterized. Bases 94 to 768 code for a protein of 224 amino acids. Gene Ontology annotation, molecular function: ubiquitin binding. The record is from RefSeq and is a predicted model, not a curated record. The transcript has 5 exons. NCBI's taxonomy places the organism in Eukaryota, Viridiplantae, Streptophyta, Magnoliopsida, Cucurbitales, Cucurbitaceae. Gene Ontology annotation, biological process: ubiquitin-dependent protein catabolic process via the multivesicular body sorting pathway. Gene Ontology annotation, cellular component: ESCRT I complex.
UGAUUAGAUUAAUAUUUUGCGUUAAAGUUUGAAACAUAUUUGGUUUGACAAUCGUCCACCGUCUUUCCCUUGAGCCUUUUCCUCUGUUCUCCAAUGGCGUACGAUUUCAGAAACAACUCCGGCCACUACGAUUCUCAUCAGCCGAUGUACACCUCAACCGCUUCUUCUUCCCCAUCUCCUUCUCCCCAUCCCAUGUAUUCACAUUCAAUGUACCCCAGAAUCGGUCAACAAGCUCCUUCAUCAACCCCUCCGGUGGCCCGUCUCUCAUCCCAUCAUUAUUCUUCUUCUCCAUCCCCAUCACCUUCUUCUUCGUCAGGAUUGGGCAUCAGGGUUACUAUUAAACCGGAAUAUCGAAUUACUCCUCCGCCUCAAUUAUCUCCACAAGUUGGAGAUAUUCCUCGGAGCAAUUUCCAAUUUGAUUUUGAGUUUGAGAAAAAGGUUUUAGCUGAAGCAGAGAAAGAAGCUCCAAAUUGGAAUCGGUUUGGGUUGGAACAUCCUCCUCCUAAACCAGUGGAGUCCACAUCUUCAAUGGGUUCAAUUGGAGAUCCAGUUGUGAGCAAGUAUGUUGCAUCUGGCUUGAAUCGGGAAGCUGUUUCAUUUGCAGUUGCUAACUAUGGAGACAAUCCAACCAAGGUUCAAGAAUUUGUAAAAGGCUACACACUCCUACGAGAAAUGGGAUUUUCUUCUAUCAAGGUGGUUGAGGCAUUACUCAUGUAUGACAAUGACACCGAUAAGGCUGUAGCUCAUUUUCUUGGUGGUACGUCUUAAUUGAAAAUUAUGAAAAUGAUUGUGUCAAGAGUUCUGUUGUACUUCAACUAUGACAUCUUUGUAUAUGUAAUAUGACUAUAUAGAGGCCUCUUGGGAUUGUAAAUGUUAUAAAUAAUAUAGGCAUAGGCAUUUGUUGUGUAUUGUAGUCGUUUACCUAUUGGUGUUUGGCCAACACUUGCAGAUCCUCUUAAUGACAGCUGAUGAUGAUUACAUCUUAUAUUUUUCAUGUCUUUGGAUU